Messenger RNA from Xiphias gladius (swordfish), 4438 nucleotides. RefSeq names its product phosphatidylcholine:ceramide cholinephosphotransferase 2-like. The transcript has 7 exons. Gene Ontology annotation, biological process: sphingomyelin biosynthetic process; ceramide biosynthetic process. The record is from RefSeq and is a predicted model, not a curated record. Gene Ontology annotation, molecular function: ceramide cholinephosphotransferase activity; sphingomyelin synthase activity. Bases 780 to 1934 code for a protein of 384 amino acids. Lineage: Eukaryota; Metazoa; Chordata; Actinopteri; Istiophoriformes; Xiphiidae. Gene Ontology annotation, cellular component: Golgi membrane; endoplasmic reticulum membrane.
GAGACAUCUUGACUUAACACGGGUAUGUUCACUGUCCCUUCUUUCCUGGCCGCAGCGCACCGCUUUCGACGAUCUCGCGCCCUCUGUAACGGGAAAUCUCGAGUGCAGCCGAGCUCAGGUGAGUCGUCGCCAUCGGCGCCGGAGGUGAGUCAGCAGGGCGAGACGGGCGGGGGAACUCGCGUCGCCGGAAGCUGCCGCACCAAAUUUGGAUCGCGGCCGGCGACUGACGGGAGGCGCGGGACCGGGCGGGGUUUCCUCGGGCUCAGGAGGCGAAACCAGGAGGCGAAGUUUCUGGAGCCGACAAAGUGACGAGAGCCGGGUCGAAGAGGUUUGUGCUAAAUCAUCCUGACCAGACCGGAUCGACCAAUCACCUGCCUGCUCUGUGACCUCGCCGGUUCGACUGCUGAUAUUGGUCAGAUCAUUGACUACAGUGUAAGGUUGCCUGCGUCUUUGAUCCUGGACUUUGUGAUCACUGUCUGACCAAACAGAAGAACUCCCAUCACUGCUGCUGGACUACUGAUCCCUGCUAUUGAUCGCUGAUACUUGAUUAUUGGUCUCAGCUGAACCAGACACAAGCAGUCGAUUCCUGAUGAUAAAGGAAUAUUUGUGGAACUCAAACUCCUGAAAACAACAAAAGCAACACAGUUAAGCUGAUUUUUGUUGUUCAGCUGACCCCUUACUAGGACUUUGAUCGGCUGACGAACGGCAAAAGCUCUCUUCUUAUUGGUCACGCGAUCAUUAAGACUUGCUAUAGGAGAAACAACCCAACACGCAGCUCAAUGGCAGCGUCAGAACUGAUCAAGGACAAUGAUGAUGUUCGCCCCCAUGUGGAAGCUAAUGUGACCACGACAAAUCCACCCAUGCCUCCUCAUCCUCCAAGGGUGGCCAACGGUAAACCGACACGCCACAUUUCCUCGCCGACGCCAGCCACCGACGCCCACGACGGCAAAAAUAAACACGAGCGCAGCAAACUGAGCAGCCUGUUCCAACAGAACCAGCUGAUCCACUCUCUGAGCAGCGGACUGAGGCGACACUGCGACUACGUCAAGAUCACCGUGCCGGAGGAGCGAGCGAACUGCCUCCCGACGGAGUGGUGGAAGACGGGAGUGGCCUUCCUCUACGCCCUGUUCAACCUCGUCUUCACCACCGUCAUCAUCACAGUCGUCCACGAGAGGGUGCCGGACAAGUCGGUGAACCCACCGCUGCCCGACAAGUUCUUUGACUACAUAGACCGAGUGCCCUGGGCCUUCACCGUCACCGAGGUCAACGGACUGAUCCUGGUCGGACUCUGGCUCAUCCAGUGGAUCUUCCUCAAACACAAAGCUAUAGUGGGCCGUCGUUGCUUCUUCCUAAUCGGGACUCUCUACAUGUAUCGAUGUGUCACCAUGUAUAUCACCACCCUGCCUGUGCCUGGAAAACACAUGGUCUGCGCUCCAAAGCUGUACAACGACUCGACGGGGAAAAUCUGGAGGAUUUUGAGGCUGAUCUCAGGAGGAGGUUUGUCUCUGACCGGCUCUCACUUGAUGUGUGGAGACUUCCUGUACAGUGGCCACACCGUCAUGUUGACCCUGUCCUACCUUUUCAUCAAAGAGUACUCUCCGCGGUGGAUGUGGUGGUACCACUGGCUCUGCUGGUUGCUCAGCGCCUCGGGGGUCGUCUGCAUCCUGAUCGCCCACGAGCACUACAGCAUCGACGUGGUGAUCGGGUACUUCGUCACCACCAGGAUCUUCUGGUGGUACCACACCAUGGCCAACACACACGCGCUGCGUCAGGCUCCAAACAACUACCUGUCGAGGACGUGGUGGAACCCGGUCUUCGGCUUUCUGGAGAGGAACGUCCAGACGACGGUUCCCAUCGUGUUCUCGUGGCCGGUGCCCCUGCCUUCAUCCUGCAGACAGAGAUACAGGAUGGUGGAGGGGGGCAGGGACGAGUGAGGACCGAGGGGAGGAGGGGGGAGGAAAGAGGACAUAAGUGACCCGAGUGACGGAAACAGAGUCCAUCCCCCGUGGCUCCGAAAGGAGAGGACAGAGGGACGGACACACAGAAGGAGCGUACGCACCUCUGUCCCGACUACUGAGGACGAGGAGGCGCAGAAAAGGUGUUACGACGUUUACAUUAUCAUGAUCACCUGCCACUUAUUUAUCAGCACAGAUUAAUCAGCCAAACGGCAAUGAUGCAGUUCAUCUUCCUUCCUUUUACCUGUGAAAUGUUCAGACGUGUGGAUCAAUACAUGGUGUGUUCAGCGGAAGUUCGAACGCUCGACCUCAAAGGCUAAAUGUCAGGAAAACAAGAGGUGUGACUCUGAGGUGAAACAAGUCACAAGUGGUGGAAAAUGUGUCUCAUUUCACUGCUAGGUGCUAAUCACUCACUGGCCUCCACGGAAUCAUCCGGAAUCAUCCGGAAUCAUCCGACUGCUUUGUGUUACUCGAUGACACAAAAACAAGCCCUUAAGUUGUUAAGCGGCUGAGGACACAGUGACACUGUCGCACAGUUGAAGGUGUGUGAUGGGAUUUGAGCAUUUCAUUAAAAAACACCUUAUCAGACACGUUUAAAAUACUACAAGUUCUAGAAAGGAGCAAAAGAUGAUGAUCAAAUUUCUGUCGGAGGCUUUUGAGGGAUUUCAGGGAUUUAUCAUGGCAUUCAUUCACCUUUUAUUUCUGCUGUCAGGAUUAGGGCUGCAACUGAUGAUUGCUUUCGUCUCCGAUUACCUACCGAUUGUUGGUUUAGUCUGUGAAAUGUCAAAAAAACCCCAAAAAACCUGUCAAAAAAGACCCGACGGGGCUUCGCAGAGCCGGACGAGACGUCUUCAAAUGUCUUGUUUUGUUCGACCAAGAGUCCAAAAAUAUUUGGGUUACAAAGAUGUAUGACCAAGAAAAUGAGGAGAUCAUCUCAUUUGAGAGGCAGGAGUCAGAGAAUAUUCGGCAUGUUUCGCUGUUUUUGCUUGAAAAACCACUGAAAAGAUUGAUCAAAAAUAGUUGCAGAUCAUUUCUCUCUCAGCAGACUAAUCAAUUCAUUGACUAAUAGUUUGGGCUCGAGUCAUGAUAAACAUCAAAUCUCUGUCUCGACUGAAGGUUUAAAACAGUCUCAGAUGCCAUAAAAGUCUCGAGAGGCGCAACUAAAUAUAAUAAUAAUAAAAAUCUACCGUACGAACGUCCGAGAUUCUGCCACGACGGAGUUAAAAUCAUAGACGUGGUUUUGUGCUCUUCAUGUUCAGGUAACAGGGCGUAACGUAGUGAAGUCGAGGAGUGGACACAUCCUGCAGCUCAAACAAAGACGGAUCAACCAGCUGAAGUGGUCAAGUCCCGUUAGAUAAAGUAACUGAGCCUCGGUACCAAUACUCGAACCGUACGUUUUCAUACCCUAUUUUGAGAAAUUCGCUUCAUUUCCUGUAAUAAUUGAAUUUGAUAGAAGAAGCUGAAGUUGUCGAAACACAAGCUGCCGUGCACCAACUUCACUGAACUAAAUACAAACUAAAACUGGCAAAAGGCACCAGGGACCGUAUGUUCAAGUAAUAACCAAACAAGAGAAAAACCGUCUGUCGAUGUGCUUCCUGCGCUCAGAACUCAGCAGAGGUGGAUUUAUUAACGACUCUUGAUUUUAUUUUUAAUCUCUUGCAGAGGAUAGCAGUGUUUCGUGUGUUCACUGGGCGUGUCAGACAAAAACCGAAAGAGUGAUGCCAACGAAGCUAAAAGCGCGGCGUCUCUCUCUCGACAGAAAAAUUAUUUAUGUUUGGUUGGUAAGAGCGCCAGAUGUUUGGGACCAAAGCUAACCUGCCAACUACUUAACGACCUAAUUUAAGUUGGGUCUUCAUCAACUAGACAGUGAAAGCACUUCUAUGUGAAUUAGUUGCAGUCAGCCGCAUGCUAGCUCAUUAACCCAAACAACUUCGAUGAGUGAUGCCGACAACCCUUAAAAAAUACGUGUCGUACACGAAAGGCAGAGGCAUUGUCGCUCAACAAAGAAAAAAGAGGCCAAAGGUUUAAAUAUAGAGAUGAUUUCUCGCUGUUUUGGUUUGUUAGCUAGCCAGAGACUCACGAACAAAGCUAACAAAGCUAGCGACAGCGUGCGAGUCCGGAGUGUAAGUUAAAGAUCAAUGUUGUAUAUGUUUUCCUGUACUUGAUUAUCGUUGUGUAAGUUAUAUUUUCAAUCAUGUCUUAUUAUAUUUUUAUGGCUUUAUUUUUUUUUACUGUAUAACGAAUCAGUGAAACCAAAACCGUCUGUAAGCUUUAGAUUCACCCCAAACUCCCUUUUAAAAUGCUGCUGAAUUUAAGUCGUUCUAAUGAAGGUUGUCGUCGUGUAAAGUUCCAGAGCAAAUUUUAUAAAAGUGUUGCCUGAUGUUCAACGUGGAAACAUUCACAUCUGUCCUUGUUAAAGUUGACUUGAAAAGUGUCAUCAUCCAGAUGUUUGCUUUGAUAAUAAAAGAUUUAUUUUCAGUCAA